AGACUGUCGACUAUAACUCAUCCGUCACUAAAAUGCUUGAGUCCCGCGUCUGGCAGAGAGACCACAGGGACUGCCCAGCGCUUCAUCCGGACGUCGGAUACUAUACUGAGAUGGUCCCGCCGUUGAAUAUGUUGGACAAUCCGUCCAAUUGUAUAACAACCAAAUUUGUGCGGACGUCCACUAAUAAGAUGCGUUGCCCUAUAUUUUGUGUCCUUUGGACGCCCGAAGGCCGACGUCUGGUGACCGGAGCGUCGAGUGGAGAGUUCACGCUUUGGAAUGGACUCACAUUCAACUUCGAGACUAUUCUUCAAGCUCACGACAGCGCCGUACGAGUGAUGACGUGGAGUCGUUCGGACCACUGGAUGGUAACGGCGGACCAAACGGGUUAUGUCAAGUACUGGCAAAGCAAUAUGAAUAACGUGAAGAUGUUUCAGGCACACAAAGAGCCCGUGCGAGCCAUCAGGUGCGCCCCCACCCACACCCCCACCACCGGU
Medioppia subpectinata is the source of this 494-nucleotide messenger RNA. Lineage: Eukaryota; Metazoa; Arthropoda; Arachnida; Sarcoptiformes; Oppiidae. The record is from the annotation of a GenBank genome assembly.